GAGUGAGGGUGGGGGCACGGUUGGGGAACCGUAAAGGGGCCUUUCGGAUAGGUUCAGGGUUCCCUGGGACCUCGAGGAGUUUCCCGGGACGCUGGCUUCUCCACUUGAGCCCUGCAUUGGCGUUCCCAGGCACCCUUUCUUUACCUGUGGUGGAAGACCACUCUGGCUCUUCAAGGAGACUUAACUUCUGUGCUCAUCCUUGGAGAGCUCUUUUCGUCAGAUUCACAGGCGGCUGCGGUCUCCUGUCCCGAGUCCCGGCCUGGGAAGUCAGGGUGAACAGGAACCCAGGAAAGCCCACUGGGAUUCUAAAUCUAGAUUCUAGAAGGAGGAAUUUCUGUUAGUGUGGACGGAAGAAGAAAACUCGGAGUUAUCAAAGAAAUAAGUAAACGUGAGAAUCAGGAAUCCUGUAUGUACUUCAGUUCACCUCUUUUAUUGAAAUAUCUAAGAAGUCUGCUGGAAUACUUCUAUAAAGAAGAAUUUUCUCACAUCUAUAUGGUUACUCUGAAGUACUGUUUGUUCUAGAAAGAGACAAUAGUAAGAAAUGAAUUUUAAUGUCUGGAAUAUCAAAGAGAUGCUCAGUAUUCCCUCAGGCUCUGGGAAUACUAAGUCAUCUAACUGGAAUAGUAACCAGACUGAUCACUCCAGUCUCAGUGAUUCCCAGUUCCUCUUUGGAUCCCAGUUCUGUCCAGAAAGUUCAGAGACCCUGUCAGCACCCUUGGACUUUGGUGCCCACUUGAGACGUCCCAAACAGUCACAACAGAAUUCUCUGGAGAGUGAACCUAGUGUUUUCACAAAGUACCAGACAAAACCUCAACUAUUUGGAGGAGAUAAAAAAGAUGGAGGCUUAUUUCCUCUUCCUUUGUCAGUUGGAAAAUCGAAAGGCCUCUUGGAACAGUUUGAGGAGAAAAAGAAAAGGGCAAAAGACAGAUGUGACAGUGAAGCUCUGUACAACUUCAUUUCCCAUACCAGAGAAAGCAUUUACAGGUUGCAGACAUCUGUGGAAAAGUCUGAGGAACAUCUCAGUUCAAGAAGCCAGUCCAUUUUGGAUUCUUUGGAGACUGUGGCCAAGACAUUGCAAGAGACUGCACAGGCCCAGAGCGAUCUGGUGUUGGAAACAGCACAGGAUAAAGGCAACAUGGAGCAGGCCAUCCUUGAGAUGCAGAAGAGAUUUGAAGCUAGACAAGCAGAGUUUUCAGAAAUGAAGUCCAACCUAAAGCACCUUGAAGUUUUAGUUGCCCAGCAGAACAAGGACUUCCAACAGCUGUGUGAGCAGCUAGGCCAGCUGAAUGUGCCCAGCAUCCUAGCAGAGCUGAAGAGAUUGAUCUCAGUCCCUCAGGUACCCAGGCAUGUGAAAGACAGCACUUCCCAGACCUCACCACCUCUGGCCCAGAGCCUCAAUUUCACCAGGCAGGACAAAUAUGCCUCUGAGGAACCAAUUUUGUGGCAGGCUCAGGCCCUCCCUGCUGCACGGAUUCUCAAUAGGGGCUCCUUGCAGCCUGGGGAGUUUGGUGUCUGGGGUGAGAGAGCAAAGAAUGAUACCCUCCAAAAAGAGGCUGCGCUGCUGGCAGUUGGAACCGGCAAAAGAAACAGGCCAGUAAAGGACAAGGCAGUGCAAACUAACUGCAAGAAUUUGGCUAUUACAAAAACAGGCUCUGAGAACCACAGUUUGGACAUUCAGGGCCACAAGGUUCCUGGUGAUAGGGACCUGGUUUCCCCAGGAGCCUCGCAGCUUAUAUCCCUGGACUUAAACAACUUUGCAACCAGCAUUAAGAACACCUGCCAAGAACUGCAAGCCAAAGGCUUGUUUUCGUGUGACCCUUGUGAACAACAGUUGGUGACUGAACAGAAAGGCAGAGCUGUAGAAAGAGUGGCCAAAGGCAAGAAGCAGCAGCCCAGGAAAGUCCAAAGAGGUAGGCUCCUGGCCAGGAAACAAGAACAAACCCCAAGCAAAACCUGUGCUUUCAGUUCUAAAUAUCCUCAACCUCCAGUUUCUGGCCCACAAAGGCUUCCCGUGGAGCAGCAGGAACCGCUUGAUCAGCCCCUGCACCUGAGGAGACCCAGGAGCCCCACAAAGCCAGUCUGCCCUGCUCUGGGAGGAACAGUCAUGCCCAGUAAGACAGUGAGGGCAGCACAAGGGAACCUCUUGCAGUUCAGCAGGCACUCUUCCCAAGACAACAGCCUGCUUUCUAACAGUUCCCAGGGAGACCACCGCAUGAGCUGGUUCAGUGACCUCAACCUUGGAAGUUCAGAGCCCCCUCUGUGCAAGGAGCCAGGGAAGAAUACGCUUUAUGAUCUGGGUUUUGAUAGCAGCGAUGAUGACUUCUGACCAGCCUGCAAUGACUUCUGUUGAUGGUUUAUUGGUCUCAGCCAGAAGACAAAUUAUAGAACACUUGGGCUGGCAAAUAGCAGAAAGUCCCUGAAUCCUUCUUGGGACCCUCAGGGUCAGAGGCCCUGGUAGGGAGGUCAGUGCAGGUGGGUGGAGCAGAUUUGGCAUUCUGGGUACUGGGUACUGCCCAUGACAGGACAUAACGGACAAGUGCAUCCUUAUUUAUUGGAAUGAAAUGUGUGAAGACGCUGGUGAUGAGAGCUGGGGCAGCAGCCUGGGUGUGGAGCAUCAGGAGGAGGGUGCUGUGUUUGGUUAAAGGAGAGCUGGCUUCCAUAUGGAAUACUGAGUAGCAGAAGGGUUUUCACAAAACUGUUGCUGUGGCAGCAUGACUCCUAAACACAACAUUUUUGAUUUUCAAAAUAUUCCCUACACAUGACUAAUACCUUUCCAGGUUUCAGGAUUUUUUUUCCUUAUUAUUUUUAUUCAGUUUUGCUGCCAGAGUGUUUCUAUUUUUUGGUCAGUGGACAUGUUACAGGACACACUAAGUCAGUCUUCUUGUGAACAGAAAAAUAGUGUUAAAGCAACCAAUUAAAGAGAGGUAACAUGCACCAAACAAAUGCCCAGAGCACUACUGUUCACAAGCCACACAAUUCCACUCUUCUUUCUGGCUAUUUUUCCCCCAUCCUGUUUUUCAACCACUUUUUUAAAGCUAAUGAGAGCAUCUGUAGGCCCUAUGUUAUUUCUGAAGAGGGCAAUGGUCUUAUAUGAGACUUUGGCUUUCCAUUUAUAUCUUUCCAUUUAUAUAAAAAUCUGAAGAUUUUUUUUAACUUUUUUUUUUUUGAGGAAGAUUAGCCCUGAGCUAACAUCUGCUGCCAAUCCUCCUCUUUUUGCUGAGGAAGACUGGCCCUGA
Equus caballus (horse) is the source of this 3236-nucleotide messenger RNA. It is a transcript of the gene IHO1, whose product is annotated as interactor of HORMAD1 1. Gene Ontology annotation, cellular component: condensed nuclear chromosome. Gene Ontology annotation, biological process: meiotic DNA double-strand break formation; DNA recombination; homologous chromosome pairing at meiosis. Lineage: Eukaryota; Metazoa; Chordata; Mammalia; Perissodactyla; Equidae. The record is from RefSeq and is a predicted model, not a curated record.